Molecule: messenger RNA, 2794 nt
Organism: Chroicocephalus ridibundus (black-headed gull)
Lineage: Eukaryota; Metazoa; Chordata; Aves; Charadriiformes; Laridae
Product: elongin-A-like
Exons: 13
Coding region: 845-2794 (649 amino acids)
Biological process (GO): transcription elongation by RNA polymerase II
Cellular component (GO): elongin complex; nucleus
Source: RefSeq, a predicted model, not a curated record
UCUGGUGAACAGAAGCAUCUCAGGAGCCUGUCUGAGCUGCCCAUCACAGUGGACGCUCUUGUGGUAAAGGGCUGGGAAAUCUCUCCCACCUCCCUCCUGUCUCUCAAGUCACCGGAUAAUCCUGGCCACGGCAAUGCUGCUUUCCCGGGAAUGGGGCCUGUUGCCUCGGCCACCUGCUGCAGCCCGCUGUCACAGGCACGAUUGUGAUGCGGUCCUAGAGAUAAAAGGCACGCGGACGGAGCGGGGCAGAGCGAGUGUGAAGCCUUGGAGGACAGUGGGUCGCCCUCGGUUCUUCCAGAAGCUUCACACUUGAUUGGGAUCUGCAAGUUGGAGCAGUUUCUGACGCUAACGGGAUUGGCAUAAGAUUAGGAAGUGCUAAUCCUGACAAUUAUUUGUGACGACUUCUGUCUUCAAACCUACCCGCAGCCAUGGUAAAUACUAACUUGGGUUAUUGCUACUAAUAAUUAAUGUUUGCCUAAGGCAGAGUUAAGUCGUCUUUGAUUUACAGAAAUGCUGUAAUGGCCACUGAAAUCAUUAUGGCUUAUAUGGGGUAUCUCUGCCGUUAGAUCAAGGGGGUUUCUUUCUACCUGGCAGGGAUAGGCAGCGGGGUAACUUUAUUCACUCUGUCGGAAGUUUAGCAGAGGUGAGAAUGCUGCGUGUUUUGCUAAGAUGAACUGAUGUCUGGGCUCUCUCCAGAAGGAGAUCGCUGUUGGGAAGACUGUGACCGGCUCACGGAAACUCGAGCUUGUCGCAGACUUUGCGAGGAAGUUCUUAGCCGGGCGGAAGAAGCUGGGCCUGGUGUCCCCAGAGAGAGACAGGUAAGUGAACCUGUUUGGUGAUCUUGAUGGAUAAACUACAUUCUAUUUUUGAAGUGGGGAUGAUAAACUUCUCUGAUGAAGGUAAUAAAGGUGAAGGCUCUGCGAACACUUUUAAGACAAGUGUGCUGACUCUGCCCGGGGUUUCUCCUUGCUUUGGCAGAAAAUCAGUGGGCUUUUCCAGCAGUUCUGAGGAGGAUGACGAUGAGGACAACUGUGAACCACCUACUAUGUCCUUUGAGGAGUACCUCACUUAUGACCAGCCCCAGAAAAAGAAGCAAGCGGUCAAACCCUCUGUGUCACCUGGGCAGAAAGACCACUGGCACAGCACCUGUUUGCCGUGCCAAGACGGCCUCGACAGCGCCUGCUUGAGUGCGAAAAGCCCAAGCCUCAAGCGCACAAAUGAGAAAAGGGCAGAGAAGGAACCACCAGAGGCUCCUGAACCAAAGAGGAUACUGUUAGAUGUGGACAUAAAGUUGCCCGACAUCCCGCUGCCGCCGAUCCAGGCCAGCUGCAGCCCUCCUCCUCCAGUUGAGUCCGCUCCCCGUUCACAGAGAAAAAGGAAAGCACCGGCCUUGACACCUGAAGAGAGCGAAGAGGGGCUCUCAUGCUACCGGCAGAAUUCAAAGACGCUAGUGCGUCCAGGCCCUAAAACCGCCCCGGUCCCACGGACGGUGCCUCCUCCUCAGCAAAGUACCCGACUCCUCACUAACAGCAUUGACUCCAUCUGUGAAGUUAGUGGUGUCCCUUUCUCAGAGCUGGAGCCAGUAUUGGAGAGAUGCACCCCAGAGCAGCUCCAUCGCAUUGAGGAACCGCCACUGGCACUAGCUGUUGUUGAGGGAGAGGGGGGCGAUGGUCUCAGGGGGGAUCCCAGAUUACAUCUGCAUUUGUUUCAGGCCCUCAUUGAGUCUACGGAUCGACUGUGGCACAUCCACUGUCUCCGAGACUUCAAGAACGAGAAGCCAGAAGCGUUUGAAUCCUGGCGGGAGAUGUACCUUCGCCUGCACGAGGCACGAGAGCAGCGGCUGCUCAUGUUAUCCCGGAAGAUUGGCUCAGCUCAUAGCAACAAAGGUCAAGCAGCCAAAACUGUGUUUCUGGCCUCUCCACCAAAGGCCCCUUGGGACGUGCGAAGGAGACAAAAGAAGUUUGGAACUGGGGGACCUCUUGUGCCAGAGAAGACCAAAAUAAAAGCAGUCUUGUGCGCCGCGAGCAAAAGCCACGCUCGUGGGAGUGAGGAGAAGUUCUAUGAUGGGCCCAGCACCAGCAGUGCCCACUCUGUCCCACCUUCAGCAACCACCUUCUCCUCCUGUGACCCCAGGAAACCACCAGUGAAAAGUAAGUACAAACCACAGAACAUCCCUUCGGCUCCUAGAGCUCCUCCUUUGCAAACACCUGAAGCUGCUGUUUCUGUUGCUAAAGGCUCUUCAAAGUCCUUGCACAAGAAAAAGCACAGGCAAACGUGCGAUUCAGCUGCCUGCUCGGUGCCGACUGUCUCAGCCUCUCAAGCAGCCAAAACUGUGUUUCUGGCCUCUCCACCAAAGGCCCCUCAGAACAAAGAAAGGAGACAGGAGAGGUCUGGGACUGGACGAGCUCUUCUGCCAGAGAAGACCAACAAAAGCCACGCUCCUGGGAGUGGGGGCGAGUCCCACGAUGGGCCCAGCACCAGCACUCCCCACUCUGUCCCAUCUUUGGGCAGGACCAUGUUCUCCUCCUGGUUUCCUGAGCCCAAGAAACCACCAGCCAAGAAAAUUGCACCCAUGAUGGCCAAGGCUGUCAAAGAUUUCAAAACCAGGUUCUCUCGCAGAGAAGAUACAAACUCUGCUGCGGGACUGAAGGAAGAAACAGGGCCAAUGAAGGAGAUCGCUGUUGGGAAGACUGUGACCGGCUCACGGAAACUCGAGCUUGUCGCAGACUUUGCGAGGAAGUUCUUAGCCGGGCGGAAGAAGCUGGGCCUGGUGUCCCCAGAGAGAGACAGGUAA